Drosophila erecta is the source of this 1815-nucleotide messenger RNA. RefSeq lists its product as uncharacterized. Gene Ontology annotation, cellular component: cytoplasm. Gene Ontology annotation, biological process: sulfation. The record is from RefSeq and is a predicted model, not a curated record. Lineage: Eukaryota; Metazoa; Arthropoda; Insecta; Diptera; Drosophilidae. Gene Ontology annotation, molecular function: sulfotransferase activity.
AAACUCAGUAAGCUAUCGCCAUGGAUCGGGUUCGGGUCACGCCGCGGAGCUAUCCCACGAACCUCAUCGAUAAGGAUUGGGCGAACCGAAGGCUUAUGUAUAGGCGAGAUUCGGAGCACUUUCUGGGCUUAGUGCACGACAUGAAACUCAGAGAGGACGAUGUGUGGAUCGUAACUCUGCCGAAAUGUGGAACCACUUGGAUGCAGGAGUUGCUUUGGCUGCUGCUCAAGGACUGCGAUUUCCAGGGCGCGUUGGCCAAGGAUCAGGAGCUACGAACUCCGUUUCUUGAGUUCGGUUACUCCGUUUUCGGGGACGUGAACCGGGCAUUCGGGCCAGUUGAGGAACUGAAGUCGCCACGACUGAUAAAGUCGCACCUUCCGCUUGCUCUGCUGCCCUCCAAACUUUGGGAGGGAAACCACAAAGUGAUCUAUGUGUUCCGUAACCCUCUGGACGCCUGUGUCUCCCGUUACUAUCACGGGGUAUCCUUUGGUUUUAACUACAGGAAGUCACUGCACCAGUACUUCGAUGAGACGUUUCUAUCCUCUGAUGACUUCCCAACGGAGCUCAUUGAACAUGCCCAUGAGUUCUACCAGCUGAGACACGAGCCUUGGGUCUUCUAUACCAGCUUUGAAGUGAUGAAGAAGGAUCUGCGAGGAGUGAUCAAGGAUGUCUCCAGAUUUCUGAAUAGGCCCAUCAACGAUCAGCAAAUGGAGCAGCUGCUGAAGCAUUUGUCCUUCGAGGAAAUGAAGAAAAAUCCCACAACGAAUCAUCUGUGGGAGUUGGCCCAGAUUCAAUACGAAAAUGCUCGCAAAGAGGUGCACCCAUUCGUGAGACGUGGGGAUGUCAAUGGCUACAAGGACGAAUUGAAACCCGAACAAAUUGAGAAGGCGAAUGUCUGCUUACAAGAGAUUCUGGCGAAGAACGCAGUGACUUUGGACGAACUACUGCUCCUAAAUGGUCGGGACUGGCCCUGUAUUUGGCUGUGUACCCAGCACAGCCAAACAGUGAGGCAAUCCCCUCGAAAUGGGCCAAAAGCACACCAACACCACUGCAGGUGCACUCGCUGGCUGCGUGUGUGUGUGUGUGUGUGAGUGUGAAAGUAGUGAAAGCUGAAAGCUGAGAGCCGAGGGCGAACGGGGCCAAUACUUAUGCUUAUGCAAGGCAGCCGAGAGCCGACGCCACCGCCCCAAAGGGAGGCGAAGAACGGAAAACAGGCGACAUUCAUCGCAGGACGUGCGGCACGUGAAGUGUUCACUGUACUUCGGAAGCGGAGGAUAGGUCAAGGCGUCAACAGAGCAAUCUCCAGGAUGUGCGCCGCCCACUCGCUGCCCGUGACGUCACGACUGUUGCUUCUGGUGGCGACGCUACUGUUCUGCCCUGUGCAGGCGCAUCUCUCGAAGCGAAGCUACUCGGAUCAGAGUGUCCACGGCUACAUGACCGAGCGCACCUGCUGGUGGAACGAGGUGUGCAAGGAGGAGUUCCAGAGCCUCUUCCGCUGCAAGUGCCCCCAGUUCUCCUACUGCCGCUCGCCGGGACGCUACUACAAUGCCUACUGCUCGAUGACGGACACCGGUUAUAUUUGGACGCAGCCGAACUGGGAUUGGGGGGCGUAGGAUGAAGCCGCUCCGGACCCUGCCCCCGCCACGCCCCCUCACCGCCAGCACAGCUCGCUGUGACGUCAAACACACUGACUGCCGACCAAAUGACCCCGCAGCCCAAGCGCAAAUUAUUCCAGUAGGCUCCCACUUCGCGCCUCCUGCCCAGCCCCCAAAGCACUCUAGUGGAGAUGAGCUAGUCUCCCCCGUUGUUAUCGCA